UUUGGUUGACGUUUCCCCUCCAGGUCUUAUAGAACUCAAUAACUAAAUUUCCCUGCCAUUUUUUUUAUUUUCGAAUUUUAACUCACGUUUCUUGGAAAUAUACCUCGAAAUCCACAAGAACAAAAUGUCAGACUUUUUUGAUAGUGAAGAAGAAGAGUCUGGAGAAGAAAUUGGAAGCGGUAGUGAAGAGGAUGUCGCUGAAGACGAAGAAAUUGCUCAGCAAGAAGAAACGACCGCCAUUGAUGAUGCCAACGAUAUUAUAAAUGACGAUGACAGUGACGGUGAUGAAGAGGAUGAAGGGGAAGACAACAUACGAACCCGCAAGAGAAAAGAUUUUCACGAUGCAGUGGAUGAGGAGGAUCUUGAUUUAAUCGAAGAGAAUCUUGGAAUUAAUUUGGAUCGAAGAAAAUAUAAGCGUUUGAAAAAACUCAAACCAAUUGACUCUGAUGAGGAAGAAGAUGACAGAGGAUCAGUUGGUGGACACAGUGCUGAUGAACGUGAAGCACUAGCUCAUGAACUCUUUGAAGAUGAUGAAAUUGAGCAACUGUCGAGAGCAAUAUCUACCACACCAGUGGAGCCAACUAAUGAUCAGUAUGCAGUUCUUGAUGACUCAGAAUCUGAUGUUGAAGAUGAUUUUAUUGUGGAUGAUGAUAACCAACCUGUCCAUGAAAGGUCUCGUAAAAAAGGAGGAAGCCGUACUCAAAAUAGGGCAUUGCAAGAAGCGCAAGAUAUAUUUGGUUUGGAUUUUGAUUUUGGUGAUUUUGAGAAAUUUGGUCAAGAAGAAUAUUCAGAUGAGGAUCGUGAUGAGUACGAAGAGGAAUAUAGUGAUGAGGAGGGACAACAGAGGAGACGAGGGAAGAAAAAAACACAAAAGAAAACAAUCUUUGAUGUAUAUGAACCAAGUGAACUUAAAAAGAUUCAUCUCACUGAUCGAGACAAUGAAAUACGUAUUAACGACAUUCCAGAACGUCAUCAGUUACGUGAAGUACCAAUGAAAGCAGCAGAAGAUAAGGAACUGACCGAUGAAGCAGAGUGGAUAUACCGUCAUGCAUUUAUGACAAUGCCAAUCACGAAUCAAGAAAUCCAAGAAGGAGAGAAAUUUAUCCAGACAACACUAACUAAGCCUCCAUCAGCUAUUCCUAAAAUACGUGAAGCUCUUAAUCUCAUGAGAAAUAAGUACUUUGAGGUCCCAUUUAUUGCUGCUUAUCGUAAAGAAUAUGUUGAACCAGAACUGAAUAUUGAAGAUUUAUGGCGUAUUUGGUUAUUUGAUGAAAAGUGGUGUCAAUUGAGUGCCAGAAAAAAUAAUUUGAAGCGACUGUUCGAGCAAAUGCAAACAUAUCAAUACAAUAAAUUACGUGAAAAUCCUGAUAAACCAUUGGAUGAAGAUGAGAGGAUUCUGGAACAAGAUGAUGUUGAAAGACUUGACGCCGUGCAAACAAUGGAGGAAUUACGAGAUAUAUACUCACAUUUCGUCUUACACUAUGGUCAUGAGAUUCCAGUCAUGAGAUUAUCAAGAAAAAAGAAAUCAGUGAAUGACGCCGAUGAAACUGUUGAAGAAGUGGAAAUGAAUGAUAGAUUGAAAAUCCCAAAACGACGUGAUUUCUACACGAUCUGUCGGGAGGCUGGUCUUGGUUUGUUCGCCAAGAAGUUUGGUUUGUCACCCGAGCAGUUUGGUGAAAAUCUUCGGGAUAAUUAUCAACGUUAUGAGACCGAGCAAUAUCCUAUGGAGCCCAGGGAGGCUGCUGAAGAACAUCUCUCCAAUAUGUUCUUAACAACCGAUGCCGUACUUGAAGGUACACGUCACAUGGUUGCCAUGCAAAUUGCACGUGAUCCCCUUGUCAGACAAUGCGUUCGACAAGUCUUCUACGAGCGUGCUAAAAUCAACAUUUCGCCCACAGAGAGAGGGAAAAAGGAGAUUGACCGUGAUCAUGAAUGUUAUUCAUUCAAAUACAUCAAAAAUAAACCUGUUUCUGAUUUACGAGGAGAUAUUUUUCUUCAAAUGCACAAGGCAAAGGAGGAAGGCCUUAUUCAACUUGAUAUUGGCAUUGAUUUAGAUCGUGGAUUCCAUUCUUAUUACGAUGAAGCAAAGCAACUCUAUUAUCGUGAUGAGUUCAGUAACUUGGUGCAGAUGUGGAACGCACAGCGAACCCAAGCUCUUUAUCGGACAUUUUAUCAAGUACUUUAUCCCUUGUUCACCAAGGAACUCGAAGAGAAAUUAUUACAAGAGGCCAAAGAUUUUGUCGUCAAGUGCGCAUGUCGUCGUCUCCGUUCCCUUGUUGAAGUUGCGCCUUAUCAAGCAGAACAACAUAGUGAUGAAGAGUAUGAUAUGUUUACUGGUCCUCGUGGCCUUCGUGUUCUCUCCGUAGCAGUACCUUCUGAUCCUUACCAACCUAUCUUCUUUGUCAUGUUAAAUGGUGGCGGUCAAGUUGGAGAUUUUUUGAAGUUGAGUUUCAUAAUGAAGAAGAGAAAUUCGAAUAGAAGUAAAGAAAAAGAAAAAAAGGAAGAAGAUCUUGAGUCAUUGAAGCAGUUCGUUUUAAAGAAACGACCCCACGUGAUUGUUAUAGCUACCGGAAGUCGAGAUUCAUUGACUGUUUAUGAGGUCGUGAAGAUAUCAAUCAGGGAACUGGAACAAGAGAAUCAAAUAUCUCCAAUUAAUGUUGAAUUAAUUGAUCAUGAAGUCGCCGAAAUUUUUGAGAAAUCCUCAAGAGCCGAGACGGAAUUCCGUGAAUAUCCGAUGAUAUUACGACGUGCUAUUUCCGUUGGUCGACGUAUUCAGGACCCACUUGCUGAAUUUGCUGGACUUUGUGUAGACGAAGACGAAUUAUUAUGUCUGAGACUUCAUCCGAAACAGAAUUUGAUUUCUAAAGAUGUACUUCUGAAACACUUGCGAAUUGUGUUUGUCACUGUUGUCAAUGAAGUCGGAGUGGAUCCAAAUCGGAUUUUGGAUUUCCCUCACACUUCUGGUCUGAUACAGUUUAUCUGUGGAUUGGGACCAAGAAAAAGCUUAGCUUUAAUCAAGAGUCUUCGUAAGGAAGGAACCAAACUCGAAAAUCGUUCUCAACUCGUGACUGUGUGUGGCAUGGGACCUAAUGGAUUUCUCAAUACGGCUGGAUUCGUAAAGAUUGAUACGUCUGCGCUGAAUGACAAUACGGUCAAUUACAUUGAAGUUUUGGAUGGCUCAAGGAUUCAUCCUGAAACUUAUGAAUGGGCGAGGAAAAUGGCGGUCGAUGCUCUCGAAUAUGACGAGACAUCAGAAGAGUCAAAUCCUUCUGCCGCUUUAGAAGAAAUCUUGGAAAGUCCUGAAAGGUUGAGAGAUCUAGAUCUAGACGCCUUCGCCGAGGAGCUGGAACGUCAGGGGUUUGGGAACAAGCGUAUCACUCUUUAUGACAUCCGAGAUGAAUUGUUUGGACGUUACAAAGACCGCAGACCACCUUAUAGGGAAAUGUCCGUUGAUGAUCGUUUCCGAUUGCUAACCGGGGAAACACGAGAAACGUUGUUCUAUGGGAAACUGAUUACGUGCGUUGUAUCUGGGUUUGCAUACCGGAAACCCAACAGAGAGAGACUGGAAAACGUUGACCCCAAAAAGGAUGAAGAAACUGGACUCUGGCAAUGUCCAUUUUGUGGUAAUAAUACGUUUGCAGACCUUGGUGAGGUAUGGACACAUUUUGAUAACGGUAGUUGCCCAGGACAGAUUGUCGGUGCUCGAACGAGACUUGAAAAUGGAAUAAACGGUUUUGUUCCGACUAAAUUGAUUAGUGAUAAGCACAUAAAGUCACCACAAGAGAGAGUAAAGGUUGGUUCAAUGAUUCACUGUCGUGUUACCAAAAUUGAUGCCGAAAGAUUCCAAGUUGAUCUCACAUGUAGAACUUCUGAUUUGGAGGACCGAGAAGGGAAGUACAGUCGUCUCAAAGACACGUACUUUGACCAAGCCAGUGAGGACAAGGACAAGAAAGCUGUCAAAGAUGCAGAAAAGAAAGCAAACAGACCUAGUUACAUAAAAAGAGUGAUUGUUCAUCCUGCGUUUCAAAAUAUCGCUUUCAAAGACGCAGAAAAGAAACUGGCAACAAGUGAGCAAGGAGAGUGUAUCGUCAGACCCAGUAAUAAGGGAUCUGAUCAUCUGACCGUCACGUGGAAGGUAGACGAAGGAAUCUAUCAGCAUAUCGACAUUAAAGAACAAGGAAAGGAAAAUGCUUUUAGUUUGGGCAAAUCUUUAUGGAUCGAAAAUGAGGAGUUUGAAGAUUUGGACGAGAUAAUUGCUCGACACAUUCAGCCAAUGGCAUCCUUUGCACGUGACAUACUUUCCCAUAAAUACUACAAGGACACUGAAGGAGGAAGUAUCAACACGAUGCAGGAGGUUCUGAAAGCAGAGAAAACAAAAAAUCCGAAACGCAUUCCAUAUUUUCUCUCUGCGUCAAAGGAAUUUCCAGGAAAGUUUCUUCUCGGAUAUAUGCCUCGAAACAAACCUCGUACAGAGUAUGUCUCUGUGACUCCUGACGGUUACAGAUAUCGUGGUAGAGUACAUGCUAGUCUUAAUGCUCUUUUCAAAUGGUUCAAAGAACAUUUCAGGGAUCCAGUACCUGAGCCCAGAACAAUGAAAGCAAUGAUGAUUUACAAAAAAUCUUUAUGUUUUAUUUGACAAAAAACGUUUGAUCUUGAAUCAAAAGUGACACGAACACUUACUAAUGUCAUUGUAAACUUUCAGCGUGGCAAAAAUUGAAGAUAUUAGAAUCAUAAAGUCCACUUGUACCUUUUGCCAAACUAAAAUAAACAAAAAGUUAAAGCGCACUGGAUAAGCACCGUCCAACCGUCCCUAGUUAGGGCCAUCGCCGUCGCUGACAAUGGCAAAGCAUGGAAACUAGUUCUCAGUUUUUUCCUCACUUCCAAUGUUCCCAAUCUUUUGGUAGUUAUUAUCGUGGUUUUCCAACCACCAAUUACAGCCAUCAGAAUUGCUCUCGAGAUCUCCGGGAAGCGGUAAUCUUCCGCAAGUUACCAUGGAAAUACAAUCACGUGAUUGUAGAAUGAUCACUACGUGGACUAUUUGAAUUAUGAGAAGGCUUGGUGCUGAUCUCUAAAUAUGGGGAUGUAGCCAUUGACAUUGUUUCUGAUCUUUCAACCGGCUGGUCUUUGUGCUGGCAUUUUUUAUAGAGAUCAUUGAAGGCCCCACAAAAGAAAAUGGUGAGAGUAGAUGAGGAUUGUUAGGAAUGUAUUUGGAUAGAAAUAUGAAAAUUGUCAUGAGGAUUGUGAGGAAUGUAUUAGGAUAGAACUAUUAAAAUUGUCAUGGGGAUUGUGAGGAAUGUGUUAGGAUAGAAAUAUGAAAAUUGUCAUGGGUAUUGUGAGGAAUGUAUUAGGAUAGAAAUAUGAAAAUUGUCAUGGGGAUUGUGAGGAAUGUAUUAGGAUAGAAAUAUGAAAAUUGUCAUGAGGAUUGUGAGGAAUGUAUUAGGAUAGAAAUAUGAAAAUUGUCAUGAGGAUUGUGAGGAAUGUAUUAGGAUAGAAAUAUGAAGGUUGUCAUGGGGAUUGUGAGGAAUGUAUUAGGAUAGAAAUAUGAAGGAUUUCAUGAGGAUUGUGAGGAAUGUAUUAGGAUAGAAAUAUGAAGGUUGUCAUGGGGAUUGUGAGGAAUGUAUUAGGAUAGAAAUAUGAAGGUUGUCAUGAGGAUUGUGAGGAAUGUAUUAGGAUAGAAAUAUGAAAAUAGAAGAGAAUAAAUAGAAAAUUAUCAGGACCACUUAAUGCAUUCUUAGGGAUUAUCAAAUAUGAUUCUAUACGAGUCUUUAAAAUAUAAAUUUUCAGUUUACCUUUGAGCACUCCAGUAAUGAAAUGAAAAUAGAUUCAUUUACAGAAAUUUUUGUUUUGACAUUCACGCGAUGGCUGUUUUCUACAUCAUUCACCAUCAAACCAGCACGAACAAAUAACUUGUGACGAAGUUUGUAAUAUCCUUGUUCAGUAAUCUCUUCAUAAUAAAGACUUCUCUCUAUUUCCUGCCAACUUGCUUGAUGUUCAACAGACAACGAAGGAUACACUGAAAUAAUAAAUAAAAUUUUUAUCACUUGGAA
Xenia sp. Carnegie-2017 is the source of this 6047-nucleotide messenger RNA. Its product is annotated as transcription elongation factor SPT6-like. Gene Ontology annotation, molecular function: histone binding; DNA binding; nucleosome binding. Lineage: Eukaryota; Metazoa; Cnidaria; Anthozoa; Malacalcyonacea; Xeniidae. The transcript is spliced from 28 exons. Gene Ontology annotation, cellular component: transcription elongation factor complex. The coding region runs from base 125 to 4636 and encodes 1503 amino acids. Gene Ontology annotation, biological process: mRNA transcription by RNA polymerase II; positive regulation of transcription elongation by RNA polymerase II; transcription elongation-coupled chromatin remodeling. The record is from RefSeq and is a predicted model, not a curated record.